Molecule: messenger RNA, 2232 nt
Organism: Cyanidioschyzon merolae strain 10D
Lineage: Eukaryota; Rhodophyta; Bangiophyceae; Cyanidiales; Cyanidiaceae
Exons: 1
Coding region: 1-2232 (743 amino acids)
Source: RefSeq, a predicted model, not a curated record
AUGCGCAGGCAUGGCUCACCGACUCGGGCGAGCACACACCAGUCGAGCAGCGGCCUCGAAGCGCACGCGGAGCCGCUGCGAUCAGCGUGGACCACCGACCCGGAGGAGCAGAACGAUGCGACCUGCACCGCUGAUACCAGCUCGAUAAACUGGGCAGCGCUACUAUUCGGUUCAGAGGACUUGGCGCAGGUGCCAGCGAUCACUGCACUUGACUGGCUCGACACGCUGCACGGCUCGGUGCCGCUGGGACGUUUACGACGCGCCUGCCUUCACCACGUCAUUCCGAGUGCAUUUCGGCCAUGGGCGUGGCUUCUAUUGCUGGGUGCCCUGCCACCCAUGCGAGCGACGUGGCGCAUUGGACUCGUGGUUCGUCGAGACAUGUACAACGAGUGCGUGCGCUUCGCCACGCUCACUGGUCUACGGAAGCUUGCCCUGACGCACGGUGCCAAAGCGGACUCUGCAAUCGAAAUUAUCUUUUGGGCAUAUGUUGGAUAUCUUGCGGCAGCGCUCGAGACGCGUCAUCUCACCCGGAUGGACGAAGCGGCGGGCGCUGGUCUCGCUGCCGUGCGAACCCCGCACCUGCGGCCCUAUCGCACCGACUGGGUGUCUCGCCUUGAGCGUACGCGGCAUUGGAUCCAAAACCCAGAGCAACGCAGUGAGCGAAGCGCGAUUCUUGCUCAAAUCCAUGUUUUCGAUGCUGUUUUUCGCGGAAAGCCGGAGCUCGCCUGGUGGUGCCUGGUACGCUUUCGGGAACAAGAGCGACGUUUGGCCACGAAUCGCCUGGGGCAAACGGUGGAGUCGUUCGAUUCCGCGUAUCGUGUGCGACUGGUGCUCCAUCUGGUCGAUGUCGCCGAUCAGGAAGCUGCCCAGAGUCCGCCGGGCACGCCGCCUCAAACCGAUGACUCGGAAGGCAGCACAAUUCGACUACCGAAGCAGGCCAAACGGCUGGGCGGCUUCUCCGCACUGGUAAUGGCUAUGCUGAAGCUCGCGAAACCCGGAGCUCCGCAGCAUCAGGUGCUGCCCAGGGCCGAGGAUGCGAAAGGUGCAUCGGGGCGGCGCGAUUCACCGAGAUUCGCUCGGUCAUCUGAAGAGACGUCGCUCACGGAGCACAGCGGUGCCCCAGCGACGGUGACGGUGCGCGCACUUUUCGAGCGGGCAGCAGCGGCUGGUAGCAGCGCGGGACAAGGCCGCAGCCAAAGCACCCAGGAGCUCGAGAUGUACGCGCGGCAUCUCUUGCAGUCAGCAUUCGCUGAACGUUUAUCGCUCGAAUACUGCGUCUUGAUGUGGGACCGCGUCUUCGCAGCGGGGCCGGAUCUCAUGGCCCAUCUGGCGUUUCAGCUGCUGGUGCAGCUCGCUUUCCGACACCACGAGCACGGCGCACCGCCCGAGCGUGCCACACUGGAUAAGGGAUCACCGCACAGCGGGAAGCUUCAGGCUUUGCUCCAGCGUCCCAGCGCGUUCCUGUGUGCAGCGGACAUCGAGGCAAUCUGUGACCGGGCGAGCAACGCUGCCGACUACCUGCUGGGAUACGAUGGCGAACUCCUGGAUGAUUGGGAUCCAAUUUACGCGUUCGAUGUCCAGUGGCCGGUGCUUGAGCGCGGUGAUCAAGGCGCUCUCGUACGCAUUCUUCAGCACCUUUUGCGCGCACGCGGCUACGGCAACUGGUUCACGAUUGAUGGGGUCUACGGCAUACGCACUUGUACAGCUGUUGCACGCUUCCAACAGGACCUCGCAAAGCAAUUUCGCCCUGAUCGAGAGCUGCCGGCCCAGCGAGCCGUUCAUGCGCUGGCAACGUCGCGCUUGGACACCGGCCGACCGCUUACGGUACGCCUCGAACGGUUAUCGAGUGGCACUGCGGUGCAAGCAGCAGCACCAGCAGCAGCACAUCGACCCCAAAUGAUGGGUGCGCUCACAGGGCGCCGUCCGCUCGGAUCGCCCGAGUCAGCGACCGCCUCCAGGGAAUACGAACGCUACCGAGGUGACCAGGUCAACGACCAGCUUUGGCCAGAGCUGGUUGUUCCGGUUUCAGCUGGCGAUCGGGGUGAUGCGGUCAUGGCGCUUCAGGUAGCGUUGCGAGACCUGCACGGCUACGACGCAGUACGCAUCGACGGAUUCUUUGGUCGUCGCACUGAGGCGGCGGUGCGCGACUUUCAGCGCCGCGGUGCAGCGCGACUCAUGCCCAUUGACGGCCUCGUGGGCCCUGUCACUUGGCUGCACCUGCUCGGUAGCUAA